CAAUCAGGUUGCGCCACUCUGCGCUAACGUUAGCAUCUCCUCGGCAAAACAAUAGCUCGCCCUGUGCUAGGUUCCCGUUUGUCCCGUCUCUCGCGUCAAAACAAUCGCGAUGUCGAAUUAAAUCGAAUUGUAUUUAGCAAACAGUUUCAUCCCUCGUUCGUGUUGUCCGAGUGUGGUUGUCACGACUCAGCACUGUUGACGCACCGUUUGCCGUCUUUGCUCCUCGCUAACCUUCUGCUAGGCGGCGGAGGAAGACGAAGAUGGGCUCCAUCCUGAGUCGCAGAAUUGCUGGUGUGGAGGAUAUCGACAUCCAAGCUAACUCGGCCUAUCGUUUCCCCCCUAAAUCUGGGAAUUAUUUUGCGAGCCACUUCUUCAUGGGAGGGGAGAAGUUUGACACGCCCCAUCCCGAGGGGUACCUGUUUGGAGAGAAUAUGGACUUAAAUUUCUUGGGAAAUAGGCCAGUGCAGUUCCCUUAUGUCACGCCUGCUCCCCACGAGCCAGUAAAAACCCUCAGGAGUCUGGUGAACAUUCGCAAGGAUUCAUUGCGUUUGGUCAGGUAUAAAGACGACUCAGACACGCCGGUGGAGGAGGGUGGAAAACCAAAGGUUCAGUAUGGCGUGGAAUUUACCUUCGAUUCUGACGCUCGGGUGGCCAUCACACUUUACUGUCAGGCCUUUGAGGAAUUCUCCAACGGGAUGGCCGUGUACAGCCCGAAGGACGCAUCUAUGGCCUCGGAGACGGUCCAUUACAAAAGGGGGGUUAGCCAACAAUUCUCCAUGCCGUCUUUCAAGAUCGACUUCAGCGAGUGGAAAGAGGAAGACCUCAAUUUUGACCUCGACCGAGGUGUGUUUCCCAUGGUCAUCCAAGCUGUGGUCGAUGAAGGGGACGAGUGCCUCGGACACGCUCAUGUACUUUUGGCGGCCUUUGAACGACACGUCGAUGGGAGUUUCUCUGUCAAGCCACUGAAGCAGAAGCAAAUUGUCGACCGUGUCAGCUACCUCCUGCAGGAGAUCUAUGGCAUCGAGAACAAAAACAACCAAGAAACAAAGCCAUCCGACGACGAGAAUAGCGACAACAGCAACGAGUGCGUGGUGUGUUUAUCGGACCUGCGGGACACGCUCAUCCUGCCAUGCAGACAUCUGUGCCUGUGCAACUCCUGCGCCGACACCUUGCGCUACCAAGCUAACAACUGUCCCAUCUGCAGACUGCCUUUCAGGGCCUUGUUGCAGAUUCGAGCUGUACGGAAAAAGCCUGGCACGCUCUCGCCUGUGUCCUUCAGUCCUGUUCUAGCGCAGACGAUGGACCACGAUGAGCACUCGGGCACCGACUCAGUCCCGCCGGGUUUUGAGCCCGUCUCUCUCUUGGAGGCCCUGAAUGGCCUGCGAUCCGUGUCGCCCGCUGUCCCCUCUGCGCCUCUCUACGACGAUAUAAACUUCUCGGGUGGUGAUGGCAGUCGGCAGCUGGGUUCUCCGGAGCAUCUGAGCGACGGCGGUCUGCAGAAAGGCAAAGUCAGCAAAUCACCUGACAGCACUCUGAGGUCGCCAUCUUCUCCCAUCCAGGAGGAGGAUGAAGAGAAGCUGUCAGAGAUGUCGGACGCUCAGCCACACACGCUCCUGUCUAGCAGUCCUGCUCCUACAGAUGCCACCGCAACCGAGGAUGUAGCGGAUUCUCUGUCCCCAGAUGACGAGGACAGGAUACAUGCCGGCGCUGACAUCCUCCAGGACUGCGCAAGCGAACGCAGCAGUUUGACCAAAACGGAGAGCGACCCUCCGGGCGAGCUGUCGUUGCCUGCCCUAGGCCCCGACUCCUGCUCUAUUGGUAUGGAGGAGUAAGAGCGGGUCGUCUGAGUCCACGGAGAGCCUGAAAAGUCAGAGCACCAACUGCUCCAGCCAGCCUCUCCUGUGUCCCGCAAGCAGCUUCCACAGGGAAGACGAGCACCUCCUCCCCUGAGUCCCCACCCCCCGACUCGUAGGAAACCGUUUUCUCUAUCAACGCUCUCGCAAUGUGGAUUCAAAGCACACUUAAACUCAAAUAACUCCACUUAUUCAGACAUAGUCGAUAUAUUUUUUAACAUCUGUCUGUUUGACUCUGUUAAUUACAUUCAUGAAUUUUUCAAGACAUGUUAUAUUCUUAGUGUGUGUUUGAAGUGAAUUUGCACUCAGACCAAAUACAUUUUGUAAUCCAGUUUAUAAUCCAUUCCAGACUUUACCACGAGAUUAUGCUUAAAAGGUGUAUUAGGGCAACUAUAAAAGAAAAAAAAAACAUACUAUUAGGAGUUUGAAAGAGAAAAAAAACAUGCUUUCACACAUGAAACAUUAUACGAGGGGUGCAACAAUUAUUAAUGUUAUUGUGUUACAGAUUAUUUGACAAAACAGUUCAACUAAUCGGUUAAUCAUUAUAAAACUGUUUUUGUCAUUAAAUUUUUUUAUUUGUAUCUUAUUCUAUUAUUUUUUUGUCGUAUAAUAAAAGUUUUAUGUCAUUAUAUACAGAUGUCAUACAUUUAUAAAUGAACAUACUGUAUUUUUGCAAACAGUUCUUAGGUUGACAACGCGAAAGCCUGUCGCUUCUUUGUUA
This is a messenger RNA of Corythoichthys intestinalis (scribbled pipefish), 2574 nucleotides long. RefSeq names its product mahogunin, ring finger 1b (gene mgrn1b). Gene Ontology annotation, molecular function: ubiquitin protein ligase activity. The transcript is spliced from 17 exons. The record is from RefSeq and is a predicted model, not a curated record. The coding region runs from base 261 to 1832 and encodes 523 amino acids. Gene Ontology annotation, cellular component: early endosome; nucleus; plasma membrane. Gene Ontology annotation, biological process: protein ubiquitination; endosome to lysosome transport; negative regulation of G protein-coupled receptor signaling pathway. NCBI's taxonomy places the organism in Eukaryota, Metazoa, Chordata, Actinopteri, Syngnathiformes, Syngnathidae.